AUGGCGUUUUUUACCGAAGCUGUGGUAAUUUUACUGGAUGUAGGCGUCUCGAUGCGCUUGCCGCUGCAUGAACGCAUGAGUUUCAAUGAGAAGAACCGAUUCGAUCGAGACGAUGAAGUGCAGCACACGCGCUUUGCUGCAGCUGUUGCUGCCGUUGAAAAUGUCAUUCAGCAAAAGCUCUUUUUCCAGCCAAAGGAUGAAGUGGGAAUUGUCGUCUACGGCUCCGAAGAUACAGAUAAUCAGUUGAAUGAAGAGCAAGACGAGGAACAGUAUCGGAAUGUGAAGGUGGUGAACUCUAUCGACACUCCGACACUGCAAAUGGUCAAGCGACUGAGAGAGUUGAAACCGUCACAGAGUGAGGAGACGAAGGAAUGUCUAUUGUAUCAAUUGAUGGAACUGUGUCCAUUCCACUGUACUGAUCGUAUUGUUGCAAUGCAGGUGGAUAUCUUGGAUGGGUUGAUUGUGGCACUGGACUUGCUGUUUCGACGAACUGACGGGAAAAAAUACAACAAACGGUUGAUGGUCAUUACUGACGCAGCUGCAAAGAUUGCCGAUGCAGGGGACUUGGAGUCAAUUGUCAUGAUGAUUCAGAACAUGGAAGUAAAGCUCCAAGUGAUCGGGCUGGACUUUCAGCACACGAAGAUCAAGGCAGAAGAAGGUGACUCAGCGAGAAUCAAGGAUGAGAACGAGAAAAUGCUUGUGUCAAUUGCAAAUGAAGUUGGAGGCGAGGUGUGCUCGGUUUCCAAACGUAUGCAGCUACUCGCGCAAGGUAUGAAAAAAACAGUGGCCUUGACGACGAAAUUUCGAGGCUCACUCGAGUUUGGAGAUACAUUUGGCAUCCCGGUGUACUGCUACUUGAAAACUAAAACUGCGACGCUGCCGACCCUAUCAAAGGAGUCCCAGAACUCUUACGAAAAGGAGACGGGAGGAAAAGUGAAACUUGACCGGCGGUAUACGUCUCCGCAGAAUAUCGAUGAAGAAGUUCCUCCAGACGAGCAAGUAAAAGCUUAUCGCUACGGAGCAGAGAAAGUUCCCUUUGCUUCGGCAGAUAUGGAGUUUUUCAAAUUUCGGACCGAGAAAUCGCUGAAGGCACUUGGGUUUUUAGAUCGGGCACAGAUCAAUCAUGCAAAAUUUGUCGCGAAUACCGACAUCUUCAUCGCUGAACCAGGAAAGCCACAUGCAGCGACGUGCUUUGCCGCACUAGUUGAUGCAAUGGUAGAACUUGACCAGGUGAUUGUCGCUCGUUUCGUCCCGCGAAAAAAUGCUGCUCCUAAAAUUGUGUCUUUGAUUCCCCACGCGCCAUCCUCUGGCAAAGGCGACAAUUACUACGCACUGUGGGCCCAGCAAUUGCCAUACGAAGAGGACAUGCGGAACUACGAGUUUGCUCCGUUAAAGACUCGCAAGUACACUCCAUCCGAGGAACAGCAAUUGCUGGCAGAUAAACUUGUGGAUAGUUUGAGCAUCCGUGACGACAAGGCCGAUGAGGUGGGUGCGUGCUUUAACCCAGUGAUUCGCCGUUUCUUCCACGCGGUGUCUAAGCGGGCAUUGGAUGAAUCAGCCGGGGUUCCUGCUCUGCCGGCAUACAUGGAGUCGAGCUUGAAGAUGGAUCCUGGACGUCAAGAGAAAAUAUCGACCCUCAUCGAAAGCUUUGGCGACGCUUUCCAGCUGAAAGAAGCAGUGAAAAAGGCAAAGGACAAAAAGAAGAAAUCGUUUUGGAGCGAUGUGCCAACGGCUUCAGUGAAAGAAGAGGACAUCAAAGAAGAAAAUGAAGAUGCGGUUGGUAGAGAUGCAGGCUCCGACUUGGAGCUGGACUUGGACGAUCUAUUGGAUAGCGGAGAUGUGACCACUGUGGGGUCCAUGAACCCCAUCGCUGACUUUGAGGUAUUGGUCGAGUCCUUCCAGUCGAAAGCGAGUCGUCGUGAACGACUCACGGCAGCAGUCACUGGCAUGGAGACACAUAUUGAGAGGUUCUUGAGCCAGAAUGGAUCAGAGUUCUUUCCAAAAGCGUUGCAGUGUCUCUCUCACUUUCGCAAACGUAGUCCCGAGAUUCAAUACUCUGCUCAGUUCAACGAGUUCCUGACCAAGUUAAAGUCGGUCUUAUCAGAAAACUCGGAUGCUUGGAAGGCCAUCAAGGACGCUGGUAUCAGCUUACUGACUUCAUCGGAAGACCCUAGCGUCGACGUCUCACCUGCUGCAGCUCGCGCCUUCCUCCACGGCGAAGAGGAAGUGGACGUGAAUUUGGUCGCCGCUUCGUUGUCCUCGCAGGUGGAGGAGAUGGAAAAGGAAGACGAUAUGUUUGCUGACUUUGAGUAA
Molecule: messenger RNA, 2313 nt
Organism: Peronospora farinosa
Lineage: Eukaryota; Oomycota; Peronosporomycetes; Peronosporales; Peronosporaceae
Source: the annotation of a GenBank genome assembly